Messenger RNA from Laccaria bicolor S238N-H82, 1254 nucleotides. RefSeq lists its product as uncharacterized. The annotation marks the transcript as partial. NCBI's taxonomy places the organism in Eukaryota, Fungi, Basidiomycota, Agaricomycetes, Agaricales, Hydnangiaceae. Gene Ontology annotation, cellular component: mitochondrion. The record is from RefSeq and is a predicted model, not a curated record. Gene Ontology annotation, molecular function: (S)-2-hydroxy-acid oxidase activity; (S)-2-hydroxyglutarate dehydrogenase activity. The transcript is spliced from 3 exons.
GGCGUUGUGGGACUCGCCAUCGCUCAACGAUUGACUCAAAAGUUUCCUCGGAAGACAACACUUCUUCUUGAGAGGCAUAGAAAAGCGGGAGAGGAAACGAGCUCGCGGAAUUCAGAAGUUAUACAUUCAGGACUCUACUACCCCCCAGAUUCACUCAAAACGAGGCUAUGCCUUCGUGGACGCGAUCUCUUAUACGAGCGGUGCAGGGCGUACAAUAUACCACACCUUCGGACUGGCAAACUCGUCGUCGCCAAGCAGGAUCAGCUGCCUUAUAUUGAAAAGCUUCAUGCGAAGUCUCUGAAGCUUCAGUGGCCCCCUCAUUCGCCCCCUUCGUCCAGCAAUGACUUUGUUCUUUCAACAGAGCUUCUCUCUGGCGAGCAAGCAAAGGCGAUGGAACCGAAUCUCAGCGAUGACAUCAUUGCUGCGUUGUGGUGCCCACAAACUGGUAUCAUAGACUCACAUUCACUAAUGGAGAGUCUGGAGAAAGACAUUCUAGACUCUGAGGGUGGUGAACUCAUCUACUCAACGCGCGUCGUCCGUGUGGACCCGUACCCCAGGUCAGCAAGGACGAUCGGAACUCCGGAUGUGGAUGCACUGGAAGAGGGUUGGGUUGUACAAGCGGUGACAGGAGAUGGCCAAGGGGACGCCAUGUUGGCCAGGACUCUUAUCAAUGCUUCAGGACUCUCAAGCACCCUGAUCCUUAACGCCUUGCUUCGCGAGGAAGACCGCAUUCCCAUGUACUACGCUCGUGGUUCUUAUGCAAGCUAUCGUGGUCCGGGUGUUAGUAACGUAUCCCACCUUAUCUACCCUUGUCCUGAAACUGGGCCAAGCGUUCAUGCAUUUCAGUCGCUUGGAACGCAUCUCACUCUAGAUUUGCAAGGAAAGAUCCGGUUUGGACCUGACCUCCAGUGGAUUUCUCCACCAUCGGGAGGACUUCAUUCUCCCUCAGAGGAGGAUGUAGACUUUUGGAAUAAGGAGUUGGUGCCUGAUGAGUCCAGGCUUCCAGAGAUGCACCGCACCGUUGUUGGCUAUUUGCCUGGAGUAACCUUGGAGGGAUUGAGUCCAGAUUAUGUUGGUCUGCGGCCGAAGUUGGUACCUCCUAACGGUGGAUUCCAGGACUUUGUUUUCAGGACGGACUAUCCGACGCGAGGGAGAUUAGGAAGUCGGACUUGUCCUAUGAUUAGUUUAUUAGGCAUCGAGUCUCCAGGGCUGACAUGCAGUCUCUCAAUCGCGGAACAUGUUAUAGAAGACCUA